Molecule: messenger RNA, 2382 nt
Organism: Ceraceosorus guamensis
Lineage: Eukaryota; Fungi; Basidiomycota; Exobasidiomycetes; Ceraceosorales; Ceraceosoraceae
Exons: 5
Coding region: 427-2028 (533 amino acids)
Source: RefSeq, a predicted model, not a curated record
AUCUGAAUCUGAAUCGUGAAUAGCCAUAUAUACCUCUCCCAACGAUCGAGCGCCGCGACCCGAGUCCCUCUCCCACCUGAUCCAAGGCUAAGGCUAGCUGCAAUCGCAAGAUCGAAUCGUAUGAAGCUGUGAGCACUCCGGCUCACCAACGCCAUCCGAUCCUCGGAUGAUGCGCCCUGCAAGCCUCCUACCACUGAACCCCCCCAUACGGCUCACACGCUUGUCGCGCACAUCCAACCUGAAGCUAUAGGCAUCGGACCCAUCCUCAACCGCUGCAAGCUCGCCGCUGCUUUCAUCGGCCACGAAAAGGUGUGAUGGGAGCGCGAGAAAGUCUUUGCAGCGCCAUUGUUCAUCCGUCAUCUUGAUCCGCAUGCACGCACGCACCAGCCCAUCGGGGAUCAAAAGCACAAAGUUCCCUGGCUCAGCAUGCCACAAAUCUCCCAGAAUGGUCAAGCUGCUCAGAUGUCUGCACCUACCAAGAUGCGAGAAUCGGGCUCGCUAGUGGAACCUAGCCAUCUCAGCACGUCGCCCAGGCGUCUAAAGACGUGGAAGGAUCUGUCUGAUAGAAGACCAUUACCUCUACGAUUCCUCCUCUUGCCAUCCAAUCGACCUGGAGGCAAGCUCUGUCCCUCACUCUGCGUCCACAUAAAUGGUCAUGUCAUCGUACGCAUCAUGGAUCCUGAGCACUCUGAGCCAUUCGUAUCCCUCGCCGCGAUACUUCAUAGUGCAGGCCUCACAGUCGCAGAAGGCCUGCUUCGAUUUGGAUUGCGCCGCGAUCGCAUGGAUUUCGACAUGACGCUGGCUGGACUAGAGCCGUGGGACGAAAUCUGGGUGCCACUUGCUACUGCUCGUCGUGUAGCAGAGAGCCUCAACAUUCUCGAACCUUUGGCAUCCCUUCUCAGCUGGUCUACAAGGCAUGUCUGGUCCUUGGAUGAAGGCAGCAGCGGUCUAGUGCACAACUGGAAAGUUCCAUCCAGCGUGCUGGAUCCAGGCACCUAUUCUACCGCUUCACUCACCGCCAGCGAAUUUGCCGUGAUAGAGCCUUUAGCAGCAGGUCAACUGAUCAGGACGCUCGUUUCGCCCGAGCAAAGGCGAUCGGCUAUGCUCAAUCACAACCCUCCUCGUUCGGCGGAGCCAGUCACUCUUCGUCAAGCUGAUGCGCGAGCUGUCAGUCAGCAACUCGUGCGCUGGAGUGUACAGCGACUCGAGACCUGGCUGAGCGCACAAGAGGAAGACGGGCAAUCAGAUGUGGCGCCGGAAAUGAGCGGGGAUACCUUGGAUGCAGAAGAGAUGGCACAGAAGUGCGUCGCCGUCAGGUUGCUGGCCUCGCUCGUGCAGGGAACCUCUUUGCGGGGAAAAGAGCCUUUAUCGGUCUGUGGUAGUCAGAUUACCCUGUUGCCGGAAGAGCUGCUGGGCCACAAUGGCUCCGCGCUAGAGAGAAAAGGCAAAGCUACAAGAACGAAAAUUCUAGACGCAAAAUCCCGUCGUGUAUGGAUAGCCAAGCUGGACUUGGCCCUGGCUUGUUUAGUGGAUGAGCUCUCUUUGCAGAGGGGCAGACAUGAACCAAACCUCGUCUCCGAGCCCGACUACGACGAAGCUCCAGGGCAAUCAGCUACCCCUGCAAAUAUGAACGGAGCAGCAUCGUCUCAGUUGAACCGCAUCGAGGCAGCUCUGACUCGAUUGGAGAGCCGUGGAAUGUAUUGCGGGACAGAGAAGCAAGACUAUGAUUCGCCCGACGCCACUCACGAUUCUUCCAGUCACAGAGCUGCACGAUUCGCCCCGCUUGCUCCUGUCGGCGGCAUCAUAAACAGUGCGCUAGGUCUGCGACUUGGCGCUACCUCGCGCCAAAGCGACAGGUCUACAUUUGUGGGACAUAGCAAAGACGGCCCUGCGUCUAUGCCAACGAUGAGUAGCGACGGAAUAUCGGCUACGAGUCGGACUGUUAUAGCGCCAGGGAUUGUCUCGAAUGAGAGUAUUGCUGUGCUCCUUGUGGUCCUCAUUUGCGCCGUCCUCUGGCCAAGGGAGUGAUCCAUCAACUCGACACCUGUCGCGCGGACUCUGCAAAAGGGAGGAAGAAGGUCGCGUCGAUGAUCGUACUCCGAUGCGAGGACGACGCGUGCCGCAGACUAAAGGUCUGUCUGGCACGUCUCUUCUGGAAAGGCAUCAUCAGCUUUGAGCCUACUCACUGCAACCGCGGCAGCCAUCGUCCUCAAUUCCCGAUCAGAAUAGGCUGCCAGUCGGUGUAUUCGCGUUCAAUAUCCUCAUCAUCACUCUUCCCCAAAUCACUUCAGCGCUGCAAGAGCGCCCUUCGCACAACUCGCAUAGCCCAGUCGCAGACCUUGUAAAAUACCUCAUACUCGAACCCUUUCAAGAGCUGCGAAG